Messenger RNA from Musa acuminata AAA Group (dessert banana), 1375 nucleotides. RefSeq names its product homeobox-leucine zipper protein HAT5. Gene Ontology annotation, molecular function: DNA-binding transcription factor activity, RNA polymerase II-specific; sequence-specific DNA binding. Lineage: Eukaryota; Viridiplantae; Streptophyta; Magnoliopsida; Zingiberales; Musaceae. The transcript is spliced from 4 exons. Gene Ontology annotation, biological process: positive regulation of DNA-templated transcription. The record is from RefSeq and is a predicted model, not a curated record. Bases 236 to 1138 code for a protein of 300 amino acids. Gene Ontology annotation, cellular component: nucleus.
UGCUGCUCUAUAUAAUCCCCUCUCCACUCCUUGCCAGAGAAGAGAAAGGAGUAGAUUUAGAGAAGCUAUAGAGAGAUCAGAACCUAACUCAAACAUCCUCCUCCAUCAUAAGUACUCUGUUUCGGUACAAGUUCUUCUACUGUUUUUUCUAUGGGAAAACUCUCGGUUUCAUCAAGCCAUUAGGACUCCCUUCAGCUCGAGAGAGUGAGAGAGAGAGAGAGAGAGAGACAGAGGGAUGGCGGGGAGGUGGCGUGAUGGGAGCUCAAGCACGGCCGUUUUGCUGCAGAGGGAGGCGACGUAUAAAGAGUACGCUGGCCAACUGUUUGCUCCAGGAACUCCUACCGGCGGUUCUCUGGGCUCAUGGUGUCUUGCAACUCUCAAGGAUGGUUAUGGGAGCAGUCCUGAUAGGCCCCUAUUUAGGCCAAUUGAGUUGGAAGAAAUCGAUGACGACGAAUCAGAUGAGCUUCUUCAUCAGCCGGAAAAGAAGAGGCGGCUAACUGCAGAACAAGUUCAAUUCCUUGAGAAGAGUUUCGAGUUCGAGAACAAACUUGAACCUGAGAGGAAGCUUCGGAUUGCAAAGUUUCUUGGACUAAAACCCAGGCAGAUUGCUAUAUGGUUUCAGAACCGCCGAGCACGGUGGAAAACAAAGCAGUUGGAGAAGGACUAUGAGGCCCUGAAAUCUAGCUAUCACACUCUCAAGAUGGAUCACGGUAGACUUCUCAAGGAAAAGGAAGAACUGGAGAUUGAGGUUCUUUCUCUCACAAAUAAGCUACUUCUGAAGGAGAAAGGCUGCAUGGAACCAUUUGAGUUGAACAGACAUCCUAACAAGUUGAGGAAUUCGAACUCCAAUUUGGACACUGGGGUGAAGAAAGUGCAUGGGCAGACCAUGCCAUGCAAGCAAGAAGAUAUUAACUCUGCCAACAGCACCAUGUUAGACUCUGAAAGCGCUCGUUGCAUUGAUGAAGGUAGUUAUUCUAUGCUAAUGGAGCUCACCAGUCCCUCAAAUGCCUUCGAACACGUUCGUUCUGAUCAAUCACAGAUUGGUGAGGUUAAAGCCUGCAGCUUCUCGAGUCUUCAGGAUAAUUCCUGUGGUUCUGAGUUCCAUGUCACUGAGCAAGACCUGUGGUUGUGGCCUUAAUUAGAAUGCUUAACCUACAUGUAUAUUAUUACCUGCAUUUGCUGACACUUCUAUAGUUAUCCUUCCUCAUUUUGCCCCAUAUGUAGUGGUAGACUCCUAGUUAUUAGAGCUUAAUCCAAGAUGUUUAGUUCUUGUCAGGGUGUACUCAGUCAUUUGAUCUAGGCAUGAAUGAUCUCUUGUGUUCUUUUUUUGUUAAGACCUUUCUGCUAAGGGUGACAUGAAUAUAGAUUGGUACUC